This is a messenger RNA of Amphiprion ocellaris (clown anemonefish), 4076 nucleotides long. RefSeq names its product basic leucine zipper ATF-like transcription factor 2 (gene batf2). Bases 1322 to 2431 code for a protein of 369 amino acids. Lineage: Eukaryota; Metazoa; Chordata; Actinopteri; Pomacentridae. The record is from RefSeq and is a predicted model, not a curated record. Gene Ontology annotation, molecular function: DNA-binding transcription factor activity, RNA polymerase II-specific; RNA polymerase II cis-regulatory region sequence-specific DNA binding. The transcript is spliced from 3 exons. Gene Ontology annotation, cellular component: nucleus. Gene Ontology annotation, biological process: regulation of transcription by RNA polymerase II.
GUAUUGGAAAAAAGAUAAUUAAUUUUUUAACCUUUAUAUAUUUUCCUUGUUUUGUGAAUUUACAGACAAUGUCUAGUAGAAUCAACAAAAAAGGUAUUCAUUUAUGUGUUUUGUUUUUUUUUUUAAAAGACCAAAACUGUACAUAGUGCCCGCAUUGAAAAAAAAGUAUGUUUUCAGUUAGUAAAUAGAGUAGUACACCUUUUUAGUGUGUUUGAAAAUGUUUUUAAAAAUCCAAAUUUUACAAAUAUUCAUGAUUAUUUUCACAGUUUUAAAAAGGUUUUGAACAUGACAGUUUUGAACAUUUUGACAAUUUUUUUCUGGUACCCAUGCUGCCAGAUGCUCACCCUUUUUAAAUUCUCUUUCUCCUUUUUUAAUGUUUUUUUUUGUUUGUUUUGUUUGUUUUUUACAGUGUAGUCAGUCGUCCUUUUAAGUCAAAUCUGCUGAUAGGAUGAGAGUUUAUAGUUUCUCUUUCAUUCUAUCCAUAUCAAACUAUAUAUAAUUUCCACUGACUGAUCUUGGCAACCACACAGACUGGAUCUCCUUGUAAAAUCAUGACUUCAUGCAAAUUUCCUCUUCUACUGAGAAGACAUGAAGCUGGAUGAAUGGGACUUUGCGUGCCUAAAGUUGCAUCAUUAGUUGCUGAGAACUGCUAGAAGCUUUUGGCUAAUGUUUUAGGACUGCUGUCACUAAUUUCCUGGCAAAAAAAGCGCUUCAGAAAUUCCCUGCACGUGUAGGAAGUGUUUUUCCCAAUAUGGUCAUCCGUUCCGGGCCGUUUCUGAAUGAGGGACUGACCUUCCCAUCACUUUAGCGGUGAUGCGUUCAGGUGCAAUCGAAAAAAUAGGUUGGCAUUUAGCACCGUGACACAUUUCCACUCUUUAAAGCAGCUUUAAUGCGACUAGAAGCCUGUUGAAUACUUGUGGGGCGUUGUAAGAAACCAGAAGACGUUAAAAAGGCGUUAAGACGAUGGGUUUGUCGUCGUUGGAGCCGUUUGGAGACGCGUGCUGAGUGAAACUAACGUACUGCGCGUGAAGGUCGCGCAGCCGUUCCCAGAUGCCUGUAGGUCAAUUUAAAAUAAAGAGAAACCGAAAGAAAUUCGCUGGAUGUUGCAUCACGAUCCGUCUAGUGCCAAAAAAAAACCUUCCUGCGUGUGUUAAAACCUCCAGACCAACCGGCUGCACAGCCACAACAUCCAAGAGUCACCAAGCAACCACGGUAGUUUUCAGCAGCAACACACACUUUUAUUCUCCUCCAGUUUAAUCCGAGCUGCAGGCGGUUUGCGCGCCGGUUGAGCGGUUUAAAUGACGACCUCCGGGCUGCACCUAUGAUCGAUGACCGCCGGUUAGGAGGGAGCGGAGAGCCAGAGAUGUCCCCUUUAUUCAUGGACACUGGCUGCGAGCCUAACAGCCCUGGAUCCCCGUCAGCAGAGGAGUGCCCCAGCAACACUCUUGUAUCGGAGCGAGAAUCGGAGAGGCAACAGGUGGGAAGCAGAGGGUCCAAAAGACGAGACAAGAACAGAGAUGCAGCGAGAAAGAGCCGCAAGAAACAAACCGAGAGAGCCGACGAGCUGCAUGAGGAGCUCCAGCAGCUGGAGCGAUCCAACGCCGCUCUUCAUAAAGAGAUCGCCACUUUGAGGAAACAACUCCACGAGUACGAGACUUCUCUGAAGCGUCAUGAACCUCAUUGCCUCCUCGGUGCCUCCUCAACAGACCGUCGGAGCAGCUCCAGCCCUCCAAAGGUCCCUGCAAAGGUUUCAAACUCCACUUUGGCUGCUGCUUCUUCACUUUCUACCUCUUUAACCUCCAGUCUGGGUCUUGCUACAACAUCAGCCUCAUCUGCCGGCACAUCAGCUGAACCGGUGACUGUUCCUUACUCAGCCUCCUUCCUCGCACAUUCGGCUCCUCACUCUUUGUUUAGCGACGCUGCUCAAAUCACCUCGAGGCCGACAAAUGCUGUCCCCAGCCUUUUGGCAAACUCUCCUGCCCGAAACAUCCGUGAAACCUCUGCAGCUUCUUUCACAGUGGAUGCAUUUUUAACGAAACAAACUCCUUUUCCAGCUGCUUCACCAUGCGCGGUGCCUCCUUACCCCCGUCUGCCCCAGCUUCAUCCAUGUCAGUUCAGUCCAAACAGAUCAAGUCCUCCUGCUGCUGCCGCUCAGUCUCUCUCGGUUCCACCUCAGGCCAGUUUACAGCCCUCUCCAGCCCUUCCUUUCAGCCUGAAUCCGAGUUAUACUUCACCUUCUCCUGCGUCUCUGCUGUCUCUCCUCACCGUCCCCAGUCCUCUUAAUGUUCUUCAAACUAAAUCCAGUAGCACUGACAGAGCUCUUUCCCAACCUUCACCGCCCGAUCUCGGCCCCGAUCUCGGCCUCGAUCUUUCUGAGCUCCUGGAAAACAACGAUUGGAUCCUAAGUGGGCCUCCUAGCACUACAGAAUAGCCUUAUAUGUUGUGAGCAGCUUAACUGAACUAUGGACACUACUUCAAGCUUGCAAAUCAAAGUCACCAAAUUCACCUGAGUUAUAUUAUCUUUUUGCAGUAUUUAUAACAACAAUUUAGGACUUUAGCACAAAUAUAAAGGCUGUUCAGCUUUCUGCUUCUUAAAUUGAUUCAAAAAUACCCGAUAGCAUGUAAAAGUAGAACAUUCUGUCCAUUUCUUUAACGCCAAAACUCCAUAAAUGUGAACCGACAAAACGCUUUUUCACGAAUGUAUCAAAAAUCAGUCUUAAAUCAAAACCAGAGAUGCUGCAAAUCUGCCUCAGCACGCAAAACUCUGACUUGUUCUUUUUGACGGGGUGGAGUACUCACUUCCUCGCAGCUUCAUGGAAAUGUCAUUAGGAGAAAUUUCCAUCCGUGCUGCGGUGUUAAAGACACGACGGUGCCAGAAUUAAUCAUGCAUCCUGGAACUGCUGCAUAUGUGCUUCAACUUCAAGAAACUUUACUCUUCUUCUAUUUUUUUUUACCGUCAUUUAAAAUAAAUAAUGAAACGCAGACUCGCUCCUCACAAAUUCUGCUACUGCUGUUAAUUUAUUUAUAGCUUGCAAUAUUUCAACCCUACAAAAAAUGCAAAAAUGAGUCCGUUUGCUAAUGUAGGUAUUUAAAUUAUUGUUACAGAGCCUCUUCUUUUUAAAUUCUCUCUGAUCCAUAGUGAAAGUGUUAUGAUGUUGUAUUAUGUACUACAAUAUCACUGUGUAGCUAUCUUAGUCUGUAAUGCGUUUAGUACAAACCAUAUGCAGCAGUUGUGUGUAUGCACUGAAUAAUAAAUGCGUAAUGUAGAGCGAAAUAGAUGGAUCAGGGGGAAUGCAAAAAAUAAAUAUUUCAAGGGAACUCAAACUUAAAAAAAAAAAAAAAAAAAUCCCACCACGACCGUUCAAGGCUCUGUAAAUUAUUUAUUUUCUGACAUUUCAGAUAAUAAAGUAAAAAAAAUUAUAAUACAGUUGCUUUAUUUGUAGCCUCAAAAUGCUACAUUUUGCUUGUAAUGUGGGUACCAAGCAGACAAACAUCACAUGUAUCUGUUAUUUUGUGGUAAUUUGGUUCCUUCAACGUAUUAAAUACAUACAGUUACGGCUUUGAUUGAAACCAGAUUGUAAAUACAUGGAUUCAUGCAUUUGUGGUUAAUUUUUAACAAUAGUGUGAGUUUCGUGAGUCUCCUCUCUUAACUGAAGCUGUUUUUUUCAUGCUGCCUGAGAGGAAGCAAACAGCAGAAACCAGCAGGUGACGAGGUUGUCAGGGGCAGCUUCGUUAAGGCUGAUGACAGUGACAGCUAGUGGCUCACCGACAUUCCUCACUCAAGGGAGUCUAAACCUAUGAUUUAAAAAAAAAAAAGCCCUAAUUAGUGAAUCGCUUAUUGAGCAUAUGUCAUGUGAGCUAAUUUUUUCUUCCCUUUGACUUCAUGUAAUUGACAAUAGGAGGACAAAGAGGCUGCUUAAGUCUUUUAGAGGAACUACUGCUGCGAGGAAAUAGAUAGUUUUAUUUUUAAAGCUAGGAAAUGCAUCAUGGUUGUAUCAGAAUGACGAUUUUGAUUGUUCAGAUGAUGAUUUAUGCAGAUGACUUUGCUUUACAUGUACAGGAAUAUAUAUAUAUAU